This is a messenger RNA of Pelobates cultripes (western spadefoot toad), 417 nucleotides long. Lineage: Eukaryota; Metazoa; Chordata; Amphibia; Anura; Pelobatidae. The record is from the annotation of a GenBank genome assembly.
AUGGAGGAAUUCCUGAUGAAAGCAGGAGCUUACCUGGAACAAGCUGAAGUUAUACAGAUCACAGAUGAACAAGCUGCAGCUAUAUUGUGGCCUCAGAUGGACGCUGACUUACCAGCAUCAUCAGAUGCAAAAGAUAUUCUCCGUGAGUUACAAAAACUUAAACAGAAAGAAAUAGAUCUUGAACCGCAUGCAAUCUAUUUAUCAGACUACUACCGUAUGAAGAAAAUCCCUAGAGGCUUUAGAAUUAAGAAUGUUCCCACUAAUGGUAGAAAUAAUCCAGAAGUCUGUCGCAAGUGGAUUGGUGUAUUAAACAAAUGUUCCUUGGAUCUCAUGCUGGUAGUCAUUGAGGAAGUGGGCAGAGAACUGAAAAUCACUAAAUAUAAGAUAUCUGACUUUGAACUUAAAAACACAGCGUGA